Molecule: messenger RNA, 2896 nt
Organism: Vicia villosa (hairy vetch)
Lineage: Eukaryota; Viridiplantae; Streptophyta; Magnoliopsida; Fabales; Fabaceae
Exons: 6
Coding region: 558-2735 (725 amino acids)
Source: RefSeq, a predicted model, not a curated record
UCAUUAUUUUCCUCCGCAUCCAAACACUGAAUUAGGGUUCAAUCGUUCUCGCAUUCAUUCAUCAAUGUCGAAAAUUGUUUAGAAAAAUCGAAAUUGAGGGUUUUCUGAACAAGCCCUUUUUUCGUAUUCCUCGUUUGGCUUCUAAAAAUUCAAACUUUUUAUAAUUUGAGUCAUGAAAACACUUUCAACUUUUAUAUCCAUGAUGUGAAAUUGAUUUUUCUCAGAAAAGGAAUUGGGGUUGUUUUUGUGUAGAGAUUUAUAACUGCAAGUUAGAACCUUUGUCCAUUAUGAAUUUUCUCUGUGGUGAAUUAGGGUUAAGAUCACUGUGAUAGUGUGCUCCGAGUAUUGAGGUACCAUCAAUUUGGAGGAAGCAUUUGUUAUAAUUUAACUUAGGGAGUGUUUGGAUUGGCUUAAUUGAUCUUAUUACUAGCAUAAGCACUUGUGAAGUCAUUUGAGAAAGAUUACGUAUUUCGUAAGCUUUUCAAGGUUGGUUGAAAGGAGGAUGCAUUGAGAACAAGUUUUCUUUCAAGCUUGUUUGACAUUUGUUUGUACCCGCGAUGGAUCAAGUUAUGCAAGGUAAUGAAAUGGGGGAUGAUUCAUCGAUGAAUUUAGACAACUCGAGGGCUAAUUGGACUCCAUCUCAAGACCGAUAUUUUCUUGAGCUUUUGCUGUCCCAUGUUCACAGAGGCAACAAAACAGGCAAAGUGUUUACCAGAUUAGCGUGGGUAGACAUGACUGAACAAUUUAAUAAUAAAUUUGGGUUUAAGUAUGAUAUAGAUGUGUUGAAGAACCGUUACAAGCGAUUCAAAAAACAAUACUAUGAAAUAAAAGCAAUAGUUAGUCAAAACGGAUUCCAAUGGGACGGGACACUAAACAUGAUCACUGCUAAUGAUAAAACAUGGGAAGAGUAUAUUAAGGCCCACCCUGAUGCUCAUGUUUUUAGAAAAAAAGUUGCUCCGUGUUAUAAUGAUCUAUGCAUAAUCUAUGGUCACGCAGUUGCUGAUGGGAGAUACAGCCUUUCAUGUUUUGACGAAGGUUUUGAAUACGAAGAAAAUGCUUCGAAAGAACGAGAUGACCAGACUAGCACCGGUAAAGGAGUGGAUGAUCAGACUCCCCUUACUCAUAGUCAAAGUAAAAUAGACUGGUCUCCGAUGAUGGACCGAGUUUUUGUUGAACUUAUGUUGGACCAGGUGCGUAAAGGGAACAAGGUUGGCCGUACAUUCACGAGGCAAACAUGGGGAGACAUGGCUGAGUCAUUUAAUGAUAGGUUUGGAUGUCACUAUGGUAAGGUUGUGUUGAAAAACCGUUUCAAUGUCCUAAGGAGGCAUUAUUCAUCUAUAAAUGUCCUCCUUGGCAAAGAAGGUUUCAGUUGGGACAAGACACAACACAAGGUUGUGGCUGAUGACCAAGUUUGGCAAAAAUGCAUCAGGGUAAAUCACAAGUACCGGCUUUACAGAAUUAAAAGCAUGCCUUUUUAUUCUGGCAUGUGCAUCGUAUGUCGUGAUGAAGCUCCUGCAGCUUGCAAGUCAAAUCUUGAAAAGAAACCUUAUAACGGCAAGAACUCUGUCCCAGACUCUAAUGCAUCAAUGCAUAUAGGCGGUGAAAAUGAUUUUCUCGGAGAUACUCAACCUCUCCCUUACGCAGCAUUUCACACAGGUGAUCAAAGUAAUUAUACCAAAGAUACGCAACCUCUCCCUGAUGCAACAUUCCAUAUAGGUGGCGAAAAUAAUUUGACCGGGGAUACUAUUUCCCUGCCUCUCCCUUAUGCAACAUUGCAUAUAGACAGUGAAAAUAAUUUGAUCAGAGAUACUCAGCCAUCCUCUAACCCAACUUUGAAUCUAGGAAGUGGAAAUAAUUUUACCAGAGAUACCAUUAUUCAGCCUUUCCAUAAUGCAGCAUUGCAUGUAGGUGGUGAAAAUAGUUUUAGCAGAGAUAACAUUAUGCAGCCUUUCCCUAAUGAAGGAUUGCAUAUCGGUGGUGAAAAUAAUUUUAUUCGAAAUACGAUUAGUCAGCCUCUCCAUAAUGCAACAUUGCAAAUAGGGAGUGAAAGUAACUUUACUGAAGGAGCUCAGCCUCUGACGAACGCGGAUAAUGAAGGUGGUGAAAGGAACUCUAUCAGAAAAACUCAGCUUCUGACGAAUGCAGAUAAUGAAGGCGGUGAAAGGAACUCUACCAGAAAAACUCAGCCUCGACCGAAUGCAGAUAAUGAAGGCGGUGAAAGGAACUCUACCAGAAAAACUCAGCCUCGACCGAGUGCAGAUAAUGAAGGCGGUGAAAGGAACUCUACCAGAAAAACUCAGCCUCCGGCAAACGCAGAUAAUGAGGAUGGGGAAAGAAACUCUACCAGAAAAACUCAGCCUCCGAAAAAUACAGAUAAAGAACCAUUGCUUGCGAGUGUUGGAAAAAACAUUACUAGUCAGAAAAAAAGACAUCAAACUAAAACCUCCCCGGCCUUGAAUGUGCCGAAGAAAGCAAGAAACAACUAUAACGAAGGAGUGUCAGUUGCCUUGAAACAUAUGGCAGUUGCAGUUACAUCACUUUCCAAUAAAACUAAGAAAGAAGAUAAUUUUUCUGUAGGCAAUGUUAUGACGGUGCUUCAGGCUAUACCGGGCUUGGAUGACGAUCUGAUAUUAGAUGCAUGUGAUUUUUUGGAAGACGAAAAAAGAGCAAGAAUGUUUCUGGCGUUGGAUUCGAAUUUGAGAAAGAAAUGGUUAUUAAGAAAGCUUCGUUCAUAAUGAUUGCUCAAUUGUCUCUUCUUUGUUCAUCUUUAGUCACUAGUAAAGUUUGUUUGUCAAAUUCUGUUAAACUUCAUCUUUUUGUCUGUGUUGAUUAGAGUGGAGAGACCAGACAUUGCAAUGCAACUCAUAAAGGGGUACCGUUCAAUUUGUUUUGAUCA